CAGAUGGACCAGUCGUCUCCAUCCUACACGCUUGCCAACUUAACCCACCUGCACUCCGAGCAGCUCCUGCAAGGCUUGAACCUCCUCCGGCAGCACCACGAGCUCUGUGACAUUAUCCUCCGCGUGGGCGAUGUCAAGAUCCACGCCCACAAAGCCGUGCUCGCCAGCAUCAGCCCCUACUUCAAAGCCAUGUUCACCGGGAACCUUUCCGAGAAGGAGAACUCGGAGGUGGAGUUCCAGUGCGUGGACGAGGCAGCCCUGCAGGCCAUCGUGGACUACGCCUACACGGGGACCGUGUUCAUCUCACAAGACACCGUCGAGUCGCUUCUCCCAGCUGCCAAUCUCCUCCAGAUCAAGCUGAUCGUGAAGGAGUGCUGUGAGUUCCUGGAAAGCCAGCUUGAUCCCGGCAACUGCAUCGGCAUUUCCCGCUUUGCCGAGACCUACGGCUGCCACGACCUCUACUUGGCUGCCAACAAGUACAUCUGCCAGAACUUUGAAGAUGUUUGUCAGACAGAAGAGUUCUUUGAGCUCACGCAUUCCGAGUUGGAUGAAAUCGUUUCCAACGACUGCUUGAACGUGGUGACAGAGGAAGCCGUGUUCUACGCCCUGGAGUCCUGGAUCAAGUACGACGUGCAGGAGCGGCAGAAGUACCUGGCGCAGCUCCUGCACUGCGUCCGCCUGCCGCUGCUCAGCGUCAAGUUCCUCACCAGGCUAUACGAAGCGAACCACCUCAUCCGUGACGACCAUACCUGCAAACACCUCCUCAACGAGGCUCUGAAGUACCACUUCAUGCCUGAGCACAGACUUUCUCACCAGACCAUGCUGAUGACGCGCCCUCGCUGCGCCCCUAAAGUUCUGUGUGCGGUGGGAGGCAAAGCCGGGCUGUUUGCCUGUUUGGAAAGCGUUGAGAUGUACUUUCCCCAGAACGACUCCUGGAUCGGCCUGGCCCCUCUGAGCAUUCCCCGCUAUGAGUUUGGAAUAUGUGUCCUCGACCAGAAGAUAUACGUUGUAGGAGGGAUUGCAACCCACGUGUGCCAAGGCAUCAGCUACCGAAAGCACGAGAGUUCCGUGGAGUGCUGGGACCCCGACACCAACACCUGGACAUCUCUUGAGAGGAUGUUUGAGAGCCGCAGUACUCUGGGGGUGGUGGUGCUGGCAGGAGAGCUCUACGCCCUGGGUGGCUACGAUGGGCAGUCUUACCUACGGACUGUGGAGAAAUACAUCCCUAAGGUGAAGGAAUGGCAGCUGGUGGCCCCAAUGAACAAAACCAGAAGCUGUUUUGCCGCAGCUGUCCUGGACGGGAUGAUCUACGCCAUCGGUGGCUAUGGUCCUGCCCAUAUGAACAGCAUGGAGCGCUACGAUCCGAGUAAGAACUCCUGGGAGACGGUGGCUUCGAUGGCCGAUAAGCGGAUAAACUUUGGUGUGGGUGUCAUGCUGGGCUUCAUUUUCGUGGUGGGGGGACACAAUGGUGUGUCUCACUUGUCGAGCAUCGAGAGAUACGAUCCUCACCAAAAUCAGUGGACUGUGUGUCGACCCAUGAAGGAACCCAGAACAGGGGUUGGUGCAGCUGUGAUUGAUAACUACCUUUAUGUGGUUGGAGGUCAUUCAGGGUCAUCCUACCUGAACACUGUACAGAAGUACGACCCCAUCUCCGAUACCUGGCUGGACUCUGCUGGGAUGAUGUACUGUCGAUGCAAUUUUGGUUUGACUGCACUUUGAUGAAAAACAAGACUUUACAGGCCUGGUGCAAAGAUGGAGCUUCAUCUGCUUGAAUAAAAACCCUGCUGGGGGAGACAGCAAGCUGCAUUUUCUCCAGUUGGAAAAGUGGGAGGAAUGUG
This is a messenger RNA of Antrostomus carolinensis (chuck-will's-widow), 1838 nucleotides long. RefSeq names its product kelch like family member 28 (gene KLHL28). Lineage: Eukaryota; Metazoa; Chordata; Aves; Caprimulgiformes; Caprimulgidae. The transcript is spliced from 5 exons. The record is from RefSeq and is a predicted model, not a curated record. The coding region runs from base 4 to 1719 and encodes 571 amino acids. Gene Ontology annotation, molecular function: protein binding.